This is a messenger RNA of Marasmius oreades (fairy-ring Marasmius), 1641 nucleotides long. RefSeq lists its product as uncharacterized. The coding region runs from base 1 to 1641 and encodes 546 amino acids. NCBI's taxonomy places the organism in Eukaryota, Fungi, Basidiomycota, Agaricomycetes, Agaricales, Marasmiaceae. Gene Ontology annotation, molecular function: heme binding; iron ion binding; oxidoreductase activity, acting on paired donors, with incorporation or reduction of molecular oxygen. The record is from RefSeq and is a predicted model, not a curated record. The transcript is spliced from 16 exons.
AUGAGCUUCGAUACAUUUUCGAAAAUCGUCUUUCCCCUACUUUUUGCCCUUGGGCUGCUAGCGAUUGCCGUUGCAAUCCACUCCACCUACAAGCGAUUCGCACGCAUCUCCAUUUCUAGUGUUCCUGGACCUGAGCCUGAAUCCUUCGUUUACGGUAAUCUCCCGGAAUUGUUCCAAAGUCAAGUCGGCGUUUCAGACUUCAAAUGGCAAGAACAAUACGGCGGUAUCGUACGUAUCAAGGGGGCGUUCGGAGAGGACCGCCUCAUGGUCUCUGAUUCAAAAGCUAUGCAAUAUAUCUUUCACACCGCUGGAUAUGGAUUCCUUAAAUGGCCCGAACGCACGGAGAUCAGUAGAGUUCUCAUGGGCAGAGGUCUCCUCUGGGCUGAUGGUGAAACUCACAAACGCCAGAGAAAAGCCAUGCUUCCUGGAUUUGGAGCGCCCGAAUCGAAGUCUUUUAUCCCAAUUUUCAAUAAAGUAGCAUCAGAUCUUUGUUCUCAUUGGAUUGAUCUCAUCGCAAGUGCCCCUGAUCAAACCGUGGAACUGAAUGCUGCUUCUUGGCUUUCCAGAGCUACUAUGGAUUCGUUGGGAGAAGCGGCCUUUGAUUAUCACUUCGGUGCUCUGGACCAGACCGAAAAUGAACUGAUGAAAGCUUACUUUGGAUUAAUGUCCGACACGCUUGGCCAACCAUCAAGGAAAACUAUCUUAAUGCAGACAUUGAUGCCUGUUUGGCUCCUCCGACUGAGGUCGCAGUUUUCCAGUAGCAAACACCUUGUCCACGCAAGGCACACCGCAAAACUCGCCAGUGCAAUUGCCAAAGCUCUCAUUGACAUGAAGGCAGACUUGUUGAAACAAGGGAAAGAGGGCCGCAAAGACAUUCUCAGUUUACUUGUCAAAGCCAAUGCGUCUGAAAACCCUGCGAAUCGUCUUACCGAGGAGGAAAUGAUCGCUCAGAUGCGAACCUUGCUUUUAGCAGGUCAUGAAACAAGCGCCACGACGCUCACAUGGGUUUUGUACGAGCUGGCUCGGCAUCCCGAAGUGCAACGCAAGUUGCGGGAAGAAAUUCGCGCCAGAGAAGCCUCACGUAGCGGCCCAGACUUCACUGCGAAUGAUUUCGACAACAUGCCGUACAUGGCAGCGGUGGUCAAGGAGUCUAUGCGGUUCCACCCUGCUGUAUAUCAGAACUAUCGGCAAGCUGCACGAGACGAUUUCCUACCGCUAUCAAAGUCGAUUGUCACGACUUCGGGCCGGGUUUUGAACGAGUUGCCUGUAGGAAAGGGCACAAAGCUCGUCCUAUCCAUUGCUGCGUACAAUAGAAACAAAGACGUUUUUGGGGAAGAUGCUGACGUCUAUGACCCGGAAAGAUGGUUCAAUUCGGGUGAAAAGAAAGGUCCCACUGUGGGAGUCUAUGGCAAUCUACUUACAUUUGCAGGGGGGGUGAGAACUUGUAUUGGAUGGAGAUUUGCACUUUAUGAAGUUCAGAGCCUGCUGGUUGCAAUUAUUAAUAACUUCGAGCUUGCUCCGACCAAGGACCUAUCGCGCCUUCGCAGGGAGGCCUGUUUAGUCACAGUCCCGACUCUUGAAGGCGAGGAAGCGAAGGGCGAGAACCUUCCCUUGAAAGUGACUAUCGCUCCUCGCGAUUAA